GGUGGGGCCGGUCGCCGAGGUCUCGCUUUCCGGGCGACCUUGGCCAAACCGCAGCCCUUCGCCCGCGAGGUGCCCGUCUGAGAAGUGGGCGGGGGUGGCAGGGUGCGGUGUGCGUUUCCAGACACUGAAGCGCGGAGGCGCGGGACCAGGGACCGACCGCGAAGCUCCUCUGGAGGGGCCGGCGGCAGGUUACGCUGCUCACCGCAACCCCUGCAAAUGUGCUCUCUCGGACCCCUGCGCCGCGCCUGGGGUGGGGCAGGCGCCCUUGGCGCGGGAGUCUGACCUGGGCUUCGGCCCCCCAGCUCGGCCGCUCCGGGCAGGCCUCAGGGAGGAGGCUGCAACAGACGUCCCCUCUGGCCCCCCAGGUAGCUCGCCGAACCUCCCGCAGUUCUGCGGAGCCCACGCCUCCGUCACAGCCUUCGGGGCCCGGGGGAGGGAAUUUCGUGGGGAUGCCAACAUCGUCUGCUCCCCACGAGACCCCUCUCCCGUCCCCUCCGGGACACCCCCUUCCUGCUCCGGUCCCCUAGCUGCCAGCUGCUAGGGAUCCCGACCUAUGGGGACGCUACCAGUUCUUGGCGGCCGGACCACCUGCCCAGUUUGGCCACAGCCUUUGGCCAAAGCGAGGACCAGCCUGGGGCCAGGCCCACGUCAAGUCCCUGGCUGUGUCGAGAAAGAGUACUGCGACCGGUUGCCUCCCACCCCGCACCCAGUCCCCUAGUACAGAUUGGGGCUCUCCUUGUUUGCACCUGCGGCUUAGUCCGGCUGAACUGCAACCUUGACCCUCCGUGCCCUCUCCCUGCCCAGCCAAGAAGGGAGUGGAGGCAGGAGGCCACCCUGGGCCCAGUGAUCAGCCUCCUCCAGGGCCCUCCUGGGCAGGGCUCCUCUGCCGGCUGGCUGAGUGUGGGUGUACAUGUGCAAGACUGUGAAUGAAUGUGGCCAGCCUGCUCCCGCCUCUAGAAUCAGUAGCUUCCAGGGCUCAGAGUCCCCAUGCGGCAGUGUUUCCACUAUUCCUCUUUGACCAGGGGCCGGCCGGAAGAAUUCUAUGCUGAGGAGACUGGAGUCCAAACCUACCUGGUUGCAGAUGCCCUUGAGAGAGGCAGGUGUGGGGGGCUGGCCCGACACACAUACACAGCAGUGUGUGUCUGUGAAGGGCAGCUGGUGACCUCUGGCUGGGACAGCAGGAGAGAGGGCCUUGCCCAGGGUUUUGGAAUUGUUCAUCAUUGUGGGAUGUUGGGCAGCUGGCUUCUAGGCCUUUCUGGGCCUCAGGUUCCUUGCCUAACCCCAACUAGGCUGUUGUGGAGAUGAGCGCAGAUGAUGAAAUGAAAGGCUCAGAAAAACUGUAGAGUGGUGUAUGCCUCUGUGACUCUCUAGUGAUACUCAGACACACUCCUUUGUGGUUAGAUGCCGAGCUUUACCUCUUCAGGUGUCACAGUGUAACUAGGGUAUGCCAGCCUCUUCCAUCGCCCCCGCCCUCCCCCCGCCCCCUUACCCACUGCCCCUCUUUUGGAACUGGGACAUUCCAGUCCAAUUCUUCAGGGGCAGCUGCAGACACUCCCUCCAGCAAAGCUGAUCCCCCCCAGCAGGUGGUGGGACCUUCCCCUGGGGCCUGGGCUCUGGAGGGGCUAGCCACAGCCAAAGCGGGACUCUGGAGCUUCCUGCCCACAUGCUCUGGGAUGUCCCACGCUGGAGGAGACUCACGAUGGGGUCAGGAUGGGCUUCUAAACCUGAGGAGCUGGCAUACUUUCUCCAGGGCAGCUGAAAAUGUCCUCAGGCAUGUGCUUUUACUUCCUGGGCCUCAGUUUCCUCUUCUGAAGAGGAUCUCAAUAUUCCCCACCUAUGGGUGUUGUGAGGCUGUGGUAAGCCGUGUGGGGCUGACUAACGGAUGCUGGGAUGCUUUCCCUGCGUGCCCUGUCUCUGUUUCAUGGCCAGCAUGGUUCCCGAGCCUCAUGUUCCUGUCACCACCAAGGGUUGAUCCAAAAGAGAUGCCCCUGUCUGCCCAGGGCUUUCAAUGCUGCUGGCUAAUCUUGGGCCCAGGGGUUGGGAACAGGAACUAAGGGGUCCUGUUGAGGCCAGCUGGGGCCUGUGCAGAAUAUGGCUUAGCCCAAACCUAGCCACCAGGGUGGUGGUGGUGGGGUUUCAUCUCUGUGCAGAGCUCUGAGCCCCAGGGUGUGUACUGAGCUCUUGGCAGGGAAGCCCUUGGAGCCACUUGGAGGAGGCCCUGGUUUUUGCUCUGAUGUUCCCAUGGGGGCUGCAAGGCUCUUGCUGUCUCUCUCUCCCUCCAAUUCCCCCCCCCCCCACACACACACAUCCUCUCCAGCCCAGCCUGCACAGCUGCCCUGGCCUGACCAGGCCAUUCCCUGGGCCUCCAAGCAACGGGGAAGGAAUGUGUGUGUGUUGGGAGGGGAGGCGGGAUGGACCCCUGUAGGAAAAGGGACUGUCCCAGACUGAGACCUGGGCAGGGUAGAACCUCCUAAAAGCCAGGGGCCUCAGCCUCUCUGGGAGAGCUGAUAAUACAGCCAGAGAAGUUACCUAGGAGGGGCGAAGGGUGGAGGGCGAGGGCAUUAGGGAAAGACAAAAGGAAGGGGCUGUGUGUGCCCCCUUCAUCCAGCUCCACAGCUCUUUCUAACUGCUCAGGUCACACGUGGAGAGAAGCCCCUUACCACACACACCCUCAUACCCUCUGCAUCUAGCCUGGGGGCUGGGAGGAUGAGUGGGUCUUUAUGCUAGAGUAAUGCUAGACCAUUCCUGUGUGUGUGUGUGUGUGUGUGUGUGUGUGUGUGUGUGUGUCCCAGAGGAUGCUCAUUGCCGCAAAGGUGACCUUGUGCAUGACUGUGUCUGCUGUUGGAUGUGACUGUCUGUGCUGUGUCCUGUCACAUAGGAACCACCGUGCUACUGGUUUCAGUGACUAGAUGCAGUUUGUAUGUGGGGUAUGCGCUCUAGUGGCCCAUGGCUGCCUCUGGUUCAAGGACUCUCCCCCUUGACCCUGAGACCAUUUGUAGAGAACAUGAGGUGCUAGUUGUCUCUUCCUGAAACAGGAAAUAAGGAUCUGCCCAGGGGAAGGUGAAGUGGUGUGUGUUUGGGGCGAGAUGGGCAUAUUCAGCACCACUGCCACCCCCCCCCCCAUGCUUGCACUGGGCUUAUAGUUCAUGAGACCUUUCACCUCCAUUGUCUCUGUGACAAAAACCCAAAGGGAAGGCCAGGGCAGGCAGUCUUUCCCCACUUCAGAGAUGGGGAAACUGAGGCAUGGCAAAGGGCGAUGAGAUAGUGUCCAGGGUCCCCAUGGAGGGGCAGUGUGAGGACAGGGCUGGAGACCAGGUUCUUUGCUGUCUGCCUCCCUGAGAAGCAGUGACAAGAGUGAAGUGUGCUCAUGGUAAGGAGGUGUCAGAUUGGGAGGCAGGAUACUUUGUGUUUUAUUUUUUUCUGAAAGGAUGCAAGUGGGGGAGGGGCAGAGAGAGAGAGGGACAGAGGAUCUGAAGCCAGCUCUGCGCUGACAGCAGCGAGCUCAAUGUGGAGCUUGAACUCACAAACCGCAAGAUCAUGACCUGAGCCAAAGUUGGACGCUCAACUGACUGAGCCACACAGGCACCCCAGGGAUACUUCAAUUCUAACUCUUUGGGCUGUGGAUGCCAUCCUAGGCCCCCACUAAACAUUCAACAGCAUCCUGCUGGGAUCACAGGCAUCUCAGCCUGACCAGCUCUGUGACCUUGGGCAAGCCACUUCACCUGCAGGAGCCCCAGUGCCCUGGACAACAGCUAUCUCACGGGACUCCGUAAGAUCACUCCUUUGCAGGGCUGUGUCUCUGUAGGUGGCCAGCACCUCUGAUUCCUUAAGUGGAUGAGUCCUCUGGCCCUGUGAGCCCUGUGACAUCCUCAGAGGUUAUUAGAUGGAGGCAGGGCCGUGCCCCCCCUCAGUCUCCCAGAGAGCUUUGUCUUCCACAAACACAAAACCUGGAAAUGGUUGAGGAAGAUGGAACCUCCUAACGACCAUUGUUUGAGGUGGGAGUGGGUGUCCCGGAAGCAUAUUGGGUGGGUGGGGGGUGCUCAGCCACCACAUGCCUGCUGGGUGUCUGUAUGUAGAUAGGAGCAGCCGCUUGGGGGCCAGAGGCAGAGACGGUGGUGUUCACUCAUUCAGCAGGUCCUUUCUGAGUAUGGACCAUGUGCUGGGCCCUGGGCUGGAUAGGGGGGAUCCAGUGGGGUGGUAGGGCCAGGCCAGGGGUGGGGGGUCUCAGCCCAGAUGGGAACUGGGUCCAUAACCUGGUCUCUGGGCCGCCUGCCAGGGAGGUCAUCUGAGCAGCUGAGCUCAUCUUCAACCAGCCUGUGUUGACCCUGCCUGGCUAGGGGCCAGGCCCUGAACUAGACUCUUUAGUCGUGUUAUCUCAGCCCAUCCUCCCAGCAUCUCUGAGUGAUAAGACUUGCCAAGGCCAUUGUCUGCAUGAGGAAGCUAGGGCCUACGUGUAAUUGGCCCCACCCCGGGUCAAGAUUUGGGUCCCCCCACGCACCUGGUGGUGGUCUUUGGAGUGGCAGCAUAUGCAGGGGCUGGCGGGGGCUCCCGCUGGCCCUUCCCCCUGCCUCCCCCCACUGCCCCUAUGACUAUGUGAACACCUGUUCCGGAAACUGUGGCCAUUGUUACCACCAUCCUUCCUCCCCUCGGGCCCUUCCUGUUUGUAUCCCUCCCACUGCAAACCCCCAACCCCACCCGUGCCAGCUGCUUCCCUCGGGGAACUCUGACCCACUGCAGGAAGAGGGGCUCAACUGGGUUUUCCCCCUCUCCAGAGAAAAAGAAGGAAUGGAGAAUCAUAAGCCACUGGCCCCGGUUCCCGGUGCCCUCUGCCCAACCCACCCCCCAGAUUGGGUGAGGAGCCUGGUAGGAGAGUGAACAGGGUCAGAGUUGGACAGAGCCUGAGUCCACAGAUGGCCCAGUCCUGGGAGAGGCCCCAUCCUGCCGCUUUGGGGCCAUUCCCCUAUGUCCCCCCCAUCACACCGGCCCUUAUAGCUGGAGCUGGGGCACCAGGCAGAUGACUUUGGGGCCCUUUCUCUUGCCAUCCUAGGAGUCCUGUCCUGGGUUUUCUUUCCGGGACCCAUAUCUGCCUCCUGGACCUGGGCCAGGCAGGUGGCUGACAUAGGCAAAGAGCAACUGGUUUCAGAGUAUCGGAGAGGUUGGGCAGCAAGUGCCCACCUGCCUCUGACGGAGCCUCCCAAUCCCCAAAAACAGCUGCCUGUGCCCUGCUGAAAGUUCAUGGCCACAGCCCUGGGCCCUGCUGGCAUUGCCAUGGGCAGCGUGGGCAGCCUGUUGGAACGGCAGGACUUGUCCCCAGAAGAGCUACGGGCAGCGCUUGCAGGGCCCCGGGGUUCCCGCCAGCCUGAUGGGCUCCUCCGGAAGGGCCUGGGCCAGCGUGAGCUCCUCAGCUACCUGCACCUCCCCAAGAAGGACAGCAAGACGGCCAAGCGUGCCCCUCGGAACGAGAGUGCUGACUACACUACCCUCUACUACCGGGAGCAUCCUCGAGCUGGUGACUUCAGCAAGACUUCACUGCCCGAGCGGGGUCGCUUUGACAAGUGCCGCAUUCGCCCAUCGGUGUUCAAGCCCGUGGCGGGCGCUGGGAAAGGCUUCCUGUCCAUGCAGAGCCUGGCAGCCCACAAGGGCCAGAAGCUGUGGCGCAGCAAUGGCAGCCUGCACACAUUGGCCUGCCACCCACCCCUGAGCCCAGGGCCCCGGACCAGCCAGGCACAGGCCCGGGCCCAGCUGUUGCAUGCGCUCAGCCUGGACGAGGGCGGCCCCGAGCCCGAGCCCAGCCUGUCUGACUCCUCCAGCGGGGGCAGCUUUGGCCGCAGUCCUGGCACUGGUCCUGGCCCCUUCAGUUCCUCUUUGGGCCACAUUAACCACCUUGGGGGCUCCCUGGACCGGGCCUCCCGGGUCCCCAAGGAGGCUGGGCCACUGGCGAUGCUGAGCUGCCUGCCCGAGCCACCGCCCCCCUAUGAGUUCUCCUGCCCCUCCGCCGAGGAGGUGGUGGCCCUGCUUCCCGACACCUGUGAAGAUCUCAAGAGAGGCCUCGGUGAUGAGGAUGGCUCCAACCCUUUCACACAGGUGCUGGAAGAGCGCCAGCGGCUGUGGCUGUCCGAGCUGAAGCGCCUGUAUGUGGAGAGGCUGCACGAGGUGGCUCAGAAGGCAGAGCGCAGUGAGCGCAACCUCCAGCUCCAGCUGUUCAUGGCCCAGCAGGAGCAGCGGCGGCUGCGCAAAGAGCUCCGGGCACAGCAGGGCCUGGGCCCCGAGCCUCGGCCCCCCGGUGCCCUCCCGGAUGCUGACCCUAACACCCGACCAGAGGAGGAAGCCCGAUGGGAGGUGUGCCAGAAGACAGCGGAGAUUAGCCUCUUGAAGCAGCAGCUGCGGGAGGCUCAGGCCGAGCUGGCGCAGAAGCUGGCCGAGAUCUUCAGCCUCAAGACGCAACUUCGGGGCAGCCGGGCGCAGGCGCAGGCCCAGGACGCAGAGCUGGCCCAGCUGCGCGAGGCCGUGCGGAGCCUGCAGGAGCAGGGCCCUCGGGAGGAAGCCCAGGGCAGCUGUGAGACCGACGACUGCAAGAGCAGGGGGCUUCUGGGGGAGGCAGGUGGCAGCAGCGAGGCCGCAGGUGGCGCCGAGCAGCUGCGGGCCCAGCUGGUGCAGGAGCGGCUCCGCGCCCAGGAGCAGGCACUGUGCUUUGAGCGGGAGCGGCGGACAUGGCAGGAGGAGAAGGAAAGGGUGCUGCGCUACCAGCGGGAGAUCCAAGGAGGCUACCUGGACAUGUACCGCCGCAACCAGGCGCUGGAACAAGAGCUGCGGGCGCUGCGGGAGCCCCCAGCACCCUGGAGUCCUCGGCUGGAGUCCUCCAAGAUCUGAAGCCAGGGGGUGAGCGGGCUGCAGAAGCACCGCCAGAAAGCGGCUUGGACGAGCCCGCGCUGAGAGGGCUGGCUCCUUCCUUACACUGGUUGGGGGCAGGAGCUGCUGAGGCCAGCCAGGAGUGGGGAGGCCCACCGAGAGGAGGGGUCCAGCGCUGCUGUGGGCUGGAUAGGGUGCCCUCCUGGCAGAGGAGCACCUCGGCAGGGCCCCGCCCUGCUCCCUGGAGUAGAUGUGGCCCAGAGAAGGAGGCUGGGGGACCAAGGGCCCCGUGAUGCAGAAGGGCAGGCGUGAAGGAGGGAGGCUGGGACGGGGACAUUGGCCUCCCUCAGAAUAAAAUCACAUUUUCUACAAGGAGGCCCUGGGUGAUACACUGGGCCUGUCCCUGGCCUGGGUCUAGAGGAUUGUGGAUGGUUGGGGGUGGGGGCCCUUUACCUUGGCUGUAUGUAGCUCCUUCCAUGGUCAUGGUCGGUGGGAGGCCGUGCCAUGUGCCUGUGUGCACAGCUGCUGGGCAUGUGUGUUGGGGAGUGGAGGAAUCCAUGCCCCAGCACCACACGGUUCCUUAGCUGCCGUGUGGGCUGAAAUUCCUUUCUCAGCACCAGUGGGAUUUUUUGGAAGGAACAAUACCAGAGAACCCAGAAAAACAAAAGGGCAAGUCAACCAAGGCAUUGCUAGAACAUGAAACAUUCUCUUGGUAGGAAGUCUGGACUGUGGUACCCAGCCCCCUGCUGGGUUGGGGCCGGCCUAAGACAGCUUCCCCUGGAGCACCCAAAGGCUCCAGUAGGGCCCUGCCCCUCCCAGAACCCACCUCCCAUCUUUCUGUCUGGCUGUGGUGCACCCCUCCCCCCCACACAGGGAUGGGAGGCCCUGGGAAGAUAGAGGAGACAAAAUUUGUGGGUGGGUUACUUGGUGAAGGGCCUGUACCGCAGCAGGGAACGUGGCCAUUUUCCUGUAGACAGUGGAAGGCCCUGGGGUAUUUUUUAGCAGGGGUGAGAUGUGAUCUGAUUUGUAUUUUGGAAAGGUCUGUCCUGAGAGGAAGGAGCCCUCCACUCCCAGCCCUGCGCCGGGCUCUCUGACCCUUAGGCUCAGCCCCCUAAAGCCCACUCUCACCCAUAGCCUCUCAGCAGUCAGGCUUCCCCUUUGGGUUUUUGCUCCCUCCUGGGUGGAUGGCCUGGAACACAGACCCAGGCUGGCAUGCAGGCAGCCCUUCCCCACUCCCUGCAGUAAAGAUCAGUAUCCAUAUGUCAUGCAUUGAGCACUUCCUAUCUGUUAGGCCUUCAGGGCUUGGGGGCUCAGGGUUGAAUUAGAUGUGCUUCCCGCUCCAGGGGAGCCAGCGCACAGACCUCUUCUCCUCCCAGUGCCUGCCCUGAUGGGGCAGCAGCAUCUUCUGGUAUGUUCUCUGCAGAAACCCCAGGUUGCUCCCUUCCACCAUGAUCCCCCCCUUCCCAGGCCAUGCCUGGCAGCCUGUCAGGCCCCAGCAUGUGGGUCCUGGUGGUAAGUGGAUUCGCUAUGUAGGGGCACCUAUGGGGCUAUGGAGUAUGAGCUGAUGUGCCCCACCUUUUUAGGGUGGGGAAUGGGGUGUGUGUGUUGUCUGCCGUGGGGAUGGUGUGUUUAUGGCUGUGUAAGUGGCAGGUGUGUAAAGCUGUCUUGUGGGUGGUGGGUGUGUCUGGGGGUGUGUUUGGGGCCCCUGGGUUGGAGGCCAGGAGGGCUGCUUCCUGGCCGCUCCCUUCUGCCCCAUUUCUUUCCACCAGUCCCUGCCCCACUUGUCUCUGGCCAGGCUUGAGUAGAGCCUGUGGCCAGGACAGACCCCUGUGUCUGGGUCCUCUGCCUGGGAAGGGAAGCAGAGAGCACUCAACUUAGGCAGGCUGGUCUCCCACAGGCCUUGGAACCCAUUUCACAGACUUCUCCAAACCGAGAUCUCUGGCCCAGUGACCGUCCAGAAGCCCCCCCCCCCCCCCCCCAGCAGAGCUAGGUGCUGACCUGAAGCCUGGGUCACUCCCUCCCCACAACCCGGAACUGGGCAGGCUGCGUGCCCAGGUGCCCCACAGUGGCUGGGGUCUACCUUUCGGUGAACCAUCUCUGCAGGACAGCUCCCCACCCAGCAAUUAGAGAGCUGGGCCGGCCAGUACAGCCGGCGGGGAGUGGGUGGGCGGUACCAAAACUUGGCAGCUGUGCCAGAAACCAGGGCCAGACCCAGAUGCAGGGGGAGGGCACGAGAGAGCUGAAGCUGGGGUGGCUCAGAGGGAACCGGAUCCCUGUUAGCUCAUCCCUGCUGGGCAAACCAGUUCCCUGGUCCCCAAGCCGGCUGGGUGGCUCUGGGGCCAGCUGAUCACAGGUGCCACUGCAGUGGCUACUGCUUCGGAACCCUCCCUCCUGAGCCUGGCGGGCCCCUUAGCUCACCAGGUGCCCAGAGGUCCCCCUGCCCUGGCAGACUAGGCCCAAGCAGCCAAUUCUCCAGAACUGAGGCCAGCUGCCCACACUGGGCUCCAUGCCCCUGGGCCCUUCUGUUCUCAGCUCAGCUAGUGUCACCUCUUUCAGUCACUGCCUGGGCCCCUCAGCCUAUCACUUAAGGCCUCUGACAGCCUGGCCUCCACAGAGUCCCUGAUACUGGUUGCCCUUUCUGACCCCAUCAUUCCCUCACAGCACCUCUGAGCCCUCAUCCUCCAGGCAGAGGCUCCUCACAGUCCCCAGAUCUUGUUUCCUCAGGAAAGCCUGCCCUGAACUCCUGCCCUGCCCUGCCUGGGCAGCGCCCCCCGUCCCUGUGCCCACAGUCCCCUACUUCUGCUGACAUUUUGGUCUCUCCACUGGGCUGUGGGCAUUGCCAGGCAGGACUGUGUCUUCUGUUUUUAUCCCCAGAGACUGCUCUGGCUCCAGCCCAGAAGGCACUGGAGGGCUUUGGACUCAAGAGGAACCAGACCUCUCCCUGGCUGUCAUGGGUUCAAGCUGGGGGUGGAGUGGAGUAGGUGGGGAAGUCUCUGGCUGUGAGUGUUCAUUCACCAUUCACGGGCACCUGGGCCAAGCACUGGGGCUGCAGAGCCAGUCCCCAUUCACUGCCUGGGGAGGUACUGCAUGCCUCCCUCAGGGCCAGGCCUGGUUCUCAGAUGAGGAAGCCACAGUGGCCAACGCCCCUGCCCCCAUGACCUUUCCCUGUGGGUGGGGGAGGGAGACAGCACACACAUCUGUCCAUGGUAGUGACCGGGCCAAAAGCGUGCAGACCUCUACAUCACAGUGGCCAGUCAAUGGCGCAUGGAGAAGCAAAUUUCUCAGACUGGGUAUAUCUAUAGGUAUCAGGGAGCCUUUUUUCAAAGAGGACGCAUGCCCCAUGGUGACAAUUCAGAUUGCAUAACUCCCCACCCUAGUAGGUGGGUUUUAGCUCUAUCAGAUUCGGAAAAGAAAAGGAAAUGUGCUAUUUCUUGCAACAAAGCAAAAGUGAAAUAUGUCAUGAAAGGUAAGGCGUAAGUACUGUGGAGCUCGGGCUGGCUCACUUUUCACUGCAGGUGAUGAGGGGUGUGUAUUUGACCAUAUUUUGGUCAGGCACUUUUCUGACCUCUCUUUGUGCCUGACCUUGGCAGGUGUCUCCUUAUACGGUCCGGUUCUGGCAAGAUUUCUGCUUAGUUUAGCCAGACUCCCCCUUUGUCCGUAUCAUGUAAUCUUCCACCAACCCCCUCAGGCGACGGCUGGCCUGCCUUCAGCAAGACUCCUGUGAGGUGCAUUUAGCCAGAAUCUGCUUCCAGACCCCCAAGGUUUCCUCUCAGUAAUUUUUCAUCCACUGACCCCUACCCGCUCCUUGGCUGUAAAUUCUACUUUUCCUUGCUGUAUUUGAAGUUGAGCCCACUCUCUCUGCCCUACUACAAAACUCCACACUGCAGUAGCCUCUCUUGAAUAAAGUCUUCCUUACCAAA
Molecule: messenger RNA, 10769 nt
Organism: Felis catus (domestic cat)
Lineage: Eukaryota; Metazoa; Chordata; Mammalia; Carnivora; Felidae
Gene: N4BP3
Product: NEDD4 binding protein 3
Exons: 4
Coding region: 5236-6870 (544 amino acids)
Cellular component (GO): cytoplasmic vesicle
Source: RefSeq, a predicted model, not a curated record